Molecule: messenger RNA, 1110 nt
Organism: Danaus chrysippus (African queen)
Lineage: Eukaryota; Metazoa; Arthropoda; Insecta; Lepidoptera; Nymphalidae
Source: the annotation of a GenBank genome assembly
AUGUCUAAAUUAUAUCCUGUUAUUAAUAUUCAGUGUGACUGGCAUGAUGCUUUAAGAUUACCCAAAUCAGAAGCUUGGAUAUCAGCUAAAUACUUGAAUACAAAUAGUAUUCAUGAAAAAAUAACAACAGCGAUCAAUCAGUCAGAUGGAAAAGUCAAAAUAAAUGUACCAGAGAACUAUCAACUUAUCUCAAAGAAUAAUUUAAGUCUCGUUUUAAGACAUAAUGAGUCAGCUGAUAGUGCAUUGGUUGUGUCUUCAUGCGAACAAGAUAAAUUACUGGUGUGGGAUAGUAGAACAAAUGAACAGCUCUUAGAUCUAAAGGGUCAUGGUGGGCCGGUGUACAAGUGCAGAUUCUUUCCAUCUGGUAUUGUUGUUCUAUCGGCUGGCGCUGACGGCUCCUGUAGGAUCUGGUCCGCUGAAUCUGGAAUAAAUCCCGUCACGUUAAAAGGUCAUAAAAUGGCUAUUAUGGAUAUCAGUAUCGUUGAUAAGGGACGUAAUGUAAUCUCUGUUAGUAAGGAUGGAUUAGCUAAACUAUGGGAUGUUGGUGAAUCAAAUUGUUUAGACAACAUUAUUGAGGCUCCGGGACCAAUAAAUUGUUGUGCUGUUACAAGUACCGCUGAUGAAGUUAAUAUUGAGAAUGAAAGAGAGGUAGGAACGGGUAACAAGCUAUUAGUAGUUGGUUGUGAAAGUGGUUCAGUAAUAUGUGCUCAUGUUGGAAAAAGACAGGAAUUAUAUAGGAUACAAAUGGACUCAGCGUGUAAUGCCUGUGACAUUAUUGAUAAAACUGUUGUCUUAGGAGGUAGUGAUGGAAAGAUAAUAUUCUUAAGUGUACUUGAUGGUGCUAUUGUCAAAGAAAUUCAUGAAUCUGCAAGCCCAGUUUUAAGUAUAAAAACAUUGACUGAUGAAUUAUUUGUUGUUGGAAGACAAGAUGGCAAUUGUUCUGUUAUGUCCAUACUAGAAGCUCACAGUAAUCUCAGGGUUCAACUUACUGGUUCAGAUUGUGAUGGAAUAAGAGAUAUUGCUUUUAAUGGCAAGUGGGUGUUCGUUGGGUGUCGUGAUACAUACAUUAGGAAGUAUGAUUUCAACCAGAUUAAUGUGCACUUUAAGUAA